AUGUCCAAUGCUGACUCGCUGCUCCCGCCCGAUUUGCGCUCACUGAAGGGAAGAGUGCGCAAGUACGCGAUGCGCAAGGAGUUGUCCAUCACGGACAUCGUCACGUUGACCAAACCCGUCUUUGACACCAUCCGGUGCAUGCAACUCGUCCUCAACUCCCUGGCCACCUAUAUCCCCGAGCGAACGCACACGUAUCAGAUAGACCCCAAGGAGUCCUUCAGCAAGAUACUCCUGCAUGCCGCUUCGCUUGAAGAGCUACAGCUUGCUUGGGUGGGCCUCACGGGACGCCUGAUGGGAGCGCAACAGGUCUACGACAAAUACUUCGCUGAGGCGCUAAGGGAACAAGGGGCUCGAAACGUCGACGCCUUCUCGCAGCCGGCCACCACGCCAUCCACUGUCUACCGGCACAUCGAGGAGGAGGAAGAUCCCCAUUGCCGAUUGAGGCUCGCGCUAGGGGGGCUGCCCAACUCAUGUCCUAUCGGGACGGAGCCAGACCAAGACCGCAAUCUGACACAAUAUCUGGACGCGAACGUCCGGAGAAUGAUACGUGUCCCUACUCCCAUCGAAGACGCCUUUCCUCCCCGGGACCCGGAGGAUAAUCCCCACCUUCUGUACUACGACGAUCUCAACCGCCGGCGUCUCCUCCCUCCUAAGACCACCUAUCAGAACCCGCUAGGGUAUUCGCCCAUAGAGCCCCCUAAGAGCGAGAUGGAGGGCCGAAGGUCAAAUCCACCCCCGUCGCCGCCUCCGCCUCCUCCGCCUGUUCCUCUUAGGCCCCCGCGCUCAACGCGCUCAUCUUCCUCGCGGACCUCGACGUCGUCGUCAAGUACCUCGACGUCGGCUCGCCCGGGGUCGAGCCACCCCUCGUCCAGCUCCUCCUCCAGCCUGUCGUCAAGGGACGGAGAUCACCGCGAGCGCAGGCGAUCGCGCAAACCGCGGCGCUCCACCUUCCAGGAGAUGCAUCUCCAGCCCAUCGACGAGGAGGACCCGCCUCCCUCGGAUCCCGACAACGACCCCUCCGAUCGCGGGGGGCGCAGGUCCAAAAGGCACAAGAAGAAAUCGGGGAAAGGAGACCACAAUAAGGAUGGAGACGGCGGGCCUCCUGCAGACGAUGAGAACCCUGGGAGCAGAGCCGCGCGCACGCCUGUUCCAGGAAUCAACCCCAUCAUCAAACCCGAAAGUCUGCCUUUGUGGGACGGCAACCGGGCCACCGUCAUGAAUUACUUCUGGCACAUCGUGGAGCUAGCUCAACAAGGAGGUUGCAUGCCGCAAGCCCUCGGAGAGUGGCUCUGGUCACAGCUAGUGCCCAACUCGUUGAUCCAGCGCUGGUAUAUGACGCAGAGCGAGGAGAGGAAGGAGUUCAUGAGGCAGGGCCACAAGAACUUUAUUGCGACUAUUAAGAAGCACUACUUAGGCCCCGCGUGGAUCAGCGCGUUGUCCUCCGAAUUCCCGCCCGGGAUCUCGCCGGCGACGCCUCCGGGCAGCGCCCGAUGCGGCAGGCAACCCCCCGAGCUCACCGUUCGGGAUUUUCCGAGCAUCGCGUCCGCCUCCCGCCGCGCACGAGGGCAAUUGAUGCGCCCUCCCGCGCUUAGUCAGCGUGCCGCGCAGCCUUGCGAGCGCGCGCGUCGCCGCCGCUCGUCGUCCUUCCUCGGGCUCAUAGUAGCAGAAUAA
This is a messenger RNA of Schizophyllum commune H4-8, 1671 nucleotides long. RefSeq lists its product as uncharacterized. The record is from RefSeq and is a predicted model, not a curated record. The coding region runs from base 1 to 1671 and encodes 556 amino acids. Lineage: Eukaryota; Fungi; Basidiomycota; Agaricomycetes; Agaricales; Schizophyllaceae. The transcript is spliced from 3 exons.